AUGAAAGCAUCUCUAAUUAUUCUUCAAAUUUUUCUUUUGGCAGUUUUAGCUUCAUCGAAUACUGUAAUUAAAAAUGAAGAAGAGCUUGAAGAAUUUUUGAGAACUUCAAAAAUGUCAAGAGAAUCCAAGCAGGUGCUCCGAGAGUAUCAAAGAGAAGGAAUGCUUCAGUUCCCCUUGGAUCCAUUCAACUUUGUGUCUCAAUUGCAAUCAAUCUUCUCUCAACUACCCAAUCUCUUCUCCUCAAUUUUCAAAUUCCCGCAAUUUUUCAGCCCAGCUGAUACCCGUAUCAGUGUGGGACGAUCUGAUAAUCAUCAUGUGGUUGACAAUAGUAAUGAAUAA
This is a messenger RNA of Caenorhabditis briggsae, 339 nucleotides long. Lineage: Eukaryota; Metazoa; Nematoda; Chromadorea; Rhabditida; Rhabditidae. The transcript is spliced from 3 exons. The record is from RefSeq and is a predicted model, not a curated record. Bases 1 to 339 code for a protein of 112 amino acids.